Entrophospora sp. SA101 is the source of this 903-nucleotide messenger RNA. The record is from the annotation of a GenBank genome assembly. Lineage: Eukaryota; Fungi; Glomeromycota; Glomeromycetes; Entrophosporales; Entrophosporaceae.
AUGGAACCAGACUGUGUAUUUUCAAGGCUAUCAACUCAUACUACUGGCAUACUGGAUUUCAACUGUUAUUGUGUGGAAACAUUGAUAUUGGUAAUUGAAGUUAAGAGGAAGCAUAUUUUAGAAGGUAUCAAAGAACAGGCUUUUCCUGAGUUUUAUCAAGCAAGUGAAAAGGCAAGAAUGGUGAUUCAACAAAUUUACAACUAUAUGGGAGAAAAUAAACUUAGAUAUGGUAUCCUUACCACUUAUGAUAAUCACUGGUUUCUAUGCCAAGAGCAUACAGAGCUUUGGGUUUCAAAAACUCUUCCAUUAGAACCAAAAUCUCCACCAGUACUCAAGGCAUAUGCUUAUCUAACUCAACAGGCAAAAGAGAAUCCUAAUUCCCCUCAUCCACUUCAGGUACCAGUACAAGCUCAUGGGAAUAAUAAUUCAUAUGUUCUUCAAUCACAGUUAAAAUUAUCUUCUAACCAAUCAGCAAAUCAACAAACAACUCCCAGCACAUUGUUUCAUGGUGAUACAAUUGUUUUGAAGAGUGUAGACUUAUCAAAAGCCCCACCAUAUGUUCUGGAAGAAAUGCAAGUAUAUCCAAAGUUGAUCUGCUAUGGAUAUUAUGGAGGAGGUAUGAGUUUUGUUAUUGGUAUGACCAUUGUUGAUACUAUGUUGUGUGAGCAUAAAAUAACAAAACAGCAAAGGUCAAGGGCUAUUAAGGGAUUAAAAAUGAUUCACAAGCAUGGCAUCCUCCACAAUGACAUUCGGGAGGAAAAUGUCUUAAUUAACAAUAAUGGCAAUGUGUACCUGAUUGACUUUGGGAUGGCAAGUUGGGAGGACACAAAAAAGAGGAGAAAGCUUUUUGAGGAGGAACAGCUCAAAUAUUCUAACUUGCUAGAUAGAUAUAAGGCAGGAUGA